AUGUUCUUGGGCUUUUGUAUUCCGUACUUCGUACCUACUCUUUGUUUAUUUGGCUCGAUACAGGACAGAGGCUCAGGCUACAUCGCUGAACUUAGUAAGCAGAUUGUGCGAACCGACGCUGGGUACUUCAUACAAGAAAGGGAGGUCGACGUGUGCCAAGCCGAGAGCUUUCAUCAUCAUCAUACCGAACGUCAAGUCAAUCCCGAAAACAAAAUGAUGCUUUCCGCGAAUCCGUUCUUUCCUCCGCAGACAUUCUAUACACCCUUGCGGCCGUCGCCACUGGCUGAACGCCCCGCGAAUGUACUUUCCCGACCUUUCACAUUUACGAUGCCUGCGCAACCAGACAAGACAUCAGCAUCUGUACCAAAGAGAACGCACAAGCCAAAUCCAGUCAUCCAAUCCCGCGAUGUCGCCUCGCAAAGGCGACGCGAUAUGUUCUUUAAAAGAGUCCAAAAGGACCGCGAAGACCGAAGGUGGGAGGCGCGAGGUGAUCAGAUUCAAAGACUAGACUUCAUCUCGGACCAAAAGAAAUGGGAGGCUGCGAAGGCGCGGCAAGCCCCCGAAGUGCCCGAAGAAUACCUCGAUCAGGAGUUUGAAGAGUUUGUCGCAUCGCAGUCCGAUGAGCAAUACAUGGAGCGCGACGUCUCUGAAGCUGAGUGGAUCGCUGCACAAGAAGAGCACGAACUACAACAGAUGAUCGCGUCGAUGGAGGAAGCAGACGGUGACGAUAAUGACCGAAUGUCACAACAUUACGGAAGUGACGAUGAAGAUUAUGAUCAAAUCUUCAUGGAAUGUGCGAACCUCACAGAUUGUACACAGCAAGAGCAACCGUCAAGUUCGAAUUUUGACGAUCCGGAUGCGAUGGACAUGAGUUGA
Aaosphaeria arxii CBS 175.79 is the source of this 876-nucleotide messenger RNA. RefSeq lists its product as uncharacterized. The record is from RefSeq and is a predicted model, not a curated record. The transcript has 5 exons. Lineage: Eukaryota; Fungi; Ascomycota; Dothideomycetes; Pleosporales. The coding region runs from base 1 to 876 and encodes 291 amino acids.